CUGAUGAGGUGGAGACAAAGGGCAGUCCUUAGCUUCCACCCGCACCCCGCCCCCGCACCCAAAGACAGGAAUGGCGUGGGGAGCGGGAGGCCUCAGGUCCAGUGGUCCUGCCUCGUGGCCUUCAAUGACCUCCUGCAGCCGUUGGGGGGCAUCGGCCGCUUCCAGCAGAUCCAGGUGACUUUGCUCUUCCUCCCCCUGCUCCUGCUGACCUCCCACAUCACCCUAUAGAACUUCGCCAUCACCAUCCUCACCCACCACUGCCAUCUGCCUGCCAAUGCCAACCUCAGUAUGAAUGGGGAGCUGGAGGCCUGGCUGCCCCUGGAUGGGCGGGGAUGGCCCAAGUCCUGCCUCCACUUCACCUCCCCACAACGGGGACCGCCCUUUCCCAAUGGCACAGAGGCCAAGGGUGCAGUGACCACAGAGCCCUGCACCAGUGGCUGGAUCUACAGCAACAGCACCUUCCCUUCCACCACCGUGACCGAGUGGGACCUCGUGUGCACACACCGGAACUUGCCCCAGCUGAGCCCACUCAUUUUCAUGGCAGGGAUGCUGUUUGGACGCUUGAUGUUUGGGAACUUGGUAGACAGGAUGGGCCGCCGGGAGGUGCUGACCUGCAGCUACCUGCAGUUCGAGAGGUCAGGGGCCUGCACUGCCUUCACACCCAAUGUCACAGCCUACCACGCUCGCCACUUCCCUUCAAGCGUGGCUAUGAGUGGCCUCACCACCAACUCCCUGACACCUAGCUUGGAGUGGCUGCACAUCCACACCUGCCCAGUUCUGGGCUUCUCAUUCGGGUUAUUUGCAGCUGGCAUGGCUUAUGCCAUGCUCUACGGGAGCCACCUGCAGCUGUUGGUCUCGCCCUUCUUUGUCACCUUCAUCUAUUCCAGGUCCUUCUUCGAGUCAGCCCUCUGGCGCUCCUCCUCGGGGAGGCUGGACCUCUCCCUGAGGGCCCUACGGAGAGUGGCCCAGAUCAACGGGAAACAGGAAGAGGGAGCCAAGCUGAGUAUGGAGCUGCUUCAGAUGCAUCUGAGGAAGAGCCUGACCAUGAGCGUGGCCCAGCCUUCAAUGUUGCAGCUGCUACAUCGCCACCCUGCUGCUCGCCACCUGCUCCUCUGCCUCGUGCCGCUGCGGUGGGUCCAUCCUCAGUCAGGUUCUAGACUGGGCCUCCCGGUCGACUCAGACAGCCAGGUCGCCUGGCGUGCUCGCCGCCUCUGGAACCAGGCCAUCAUCCUCUCCAGCCAGGCCAACACCCUUCCGCAGGGCCUCAUUCUCACUGACUAUCCCUGCAUCUCUCUUCACUGCUUUUUCCUGUUUCAGAAGUUCAUGGGCUCUCAUCUGCCCUGGUGGUCUGCAGAGUCACCUCACCAGCUGUUGGUGGCAGGACCACUAGAGAAGGCCGAGCAUGUGCUGGCGGGAGAGGUCCAUGAGCUGGAAGACACAGAGGCGCAGACUCGCCCCGAGACCACGCUCCCCGGGGGCGCGGAGCUGGGCGGCCGCCAGGGGGCAGCACGGCGGCAGGAGCCGGGCGCCGGAGGUGCGGCGGGGACCACCGCGAACUGCGCGGCGGACGCCCGCGAGCAGAGGCUCCGGUGUUCCCGACGUGGCAAUCGGGAACGGCGAGGGCCGGCCCCCUGGCCACCCACGGGCUGGCCGCGCCUGGCCGGGGCGAGGGACCCCGGGCUUAGGCUCCACUCGCCCGGCCCACUGCUCGCCAUCGUGGGCCUGCAGCUUCUGUCUCACCUCGGUGGGGACUCGAGGACAAGGCGCACCCUCCCGCCUUGUCCGGGGAGCCGGGGCAGGAAUGUCAGCAGGAAAGGAAGCAAACUGAGCGGGUCUGGAGUCAGGGGACCCCGGAAUCGGACCUGCCUGCCCGGGGCGCUCCCUGGGCGCGCAGACUCGGGCCUGGAGAAAGAGGCCCGGGCAGCAGCCGCGGGGCCCGGCCCGGAGCUCCCUCCCGAAGCGCCCCCGCAGGCCGGCUUCCCUCCGGCAGCCUCUCGCUGGGCCGGGGCGUGUAUUCUUCCCGGCGGAAAACGUGGGGGCCCGAUGUCCAGUGACCAAGCAAAGCAGAGUCGACGCCGCCAGGCACACUCGGCGGGCCGUUCUCCGCAGCAGCGAUGCGAGCGGGACGCACCUGCCGCCGGAGCACAGAAGAAAGCGACCCUUCCCCGCCGCCGGGCGCCGGUCACCGGGGCGCGCAGCUCCUGGGCCGCAGGCGACCUGGACUCCGAGAUCCCGCCCUCUUAG
Molecule: messenger RNA, 2244 nt
Organism: Artibeus jamaicensis (Jamaican fruit-eating bat)
Lineage: Eukaryota; Metazoa; Chordata; Mammalia; Chiroptera; Phyllostomidae
Source: RefSeq, a predicted model, not a curated record